UGAGUCUCGGCGCUCUUGAGAAAUAUAAUUCAACGAAUGCCUUUUAUUUUUUAGAGCAAAAAGAGAGUGUGCAAGAAAAUGGGUCAAACAUUGGAAAAUUCCUAGUCACGAACUUGCAAAAAUAAUCAUUUUCUCAGCAAGAAAAAUUAAUGAAUUUAAUCACAGCAAUGAUGAGGUCCCUAACGCCGCUCAUCUUCUCUUCUUUUGUCGUUCUACAACUAGCUUUCGUUGCGGUUGCUCAGCCGCAGUUCAUGCACCAGACCUGUUACGACAACGGAUACUAUACCGCAAACUCCACCUACCGAACAGACCUCAACACCGUUCUGUCGUCGCUAGUCUCGGACACAAAAAAUGACUCUGGCUUCUAUAAUUUAACCGUCGGCCAAGUAAAUUCCAUUGCGUUCUGUAGAGGAGAUGUUAAGCCUGAGGAUUGUCGAGGUUGCGUCGCUAAUGCUACUCGUCAGAUCUUACAAAUCUGUCCUAAUCAGACGGAUGCAAUCGGAGUUUAUGAUCGAUGUAGGUUACGAUACAGAAACAGCUCGAUAUAUGGCGUUGUAGACGUAUCGCGCAUUUUCACGAUAUGGAACGGAAACAAUGCUUCGAAUCUCGACGAGUUCAUUCAGGCGCAACAAACUUUGUUCCGUAGGCUGCGAAGCGAGACAGCGUCAGGGAACUCAGUUCUAAAGUUUGCAACAGGAAAUGAAGCUGUUGGGUUUGAUGAAAUCUACGGGAUGAUGCAAUGUAGUCCUGAUUUAUCGCCCCAGCGGUGUGAUGAAUGCUUGUCUGAGGUUAUUUCAUAUAUUAUAAACACCUUUUCAGGGAAGAUCGCAGUUAGCUCAAUAGCACCAAGCUGUGAUGUCAGGUUUGAUAAUAAGCUCUUUUAUGACCCUAGUGUAGCUACCUCACCACCUCCACCGGCGCCACAAGAAUCUCCGGUGCCUGAGCUUCCUCCUCCUCCUCCUCCUGAACCAUCCAUAAAAGGAAAUAAGAGCAACACAACGAAGACGAUCAUUGUAAUCGUAGUUCCGAUAAUUGGCGUUGUCGUAAUAUUUUCUAUCGGCUUGUUCGUCUUUUUUAAGAAACAGAAGCCAAAGAGAGAAGCUGAUGAAAAUGUAGAUGAAAUAGAGAAUCCAGAAUCUUUGCAAUUGGAUUUUGAAACUGUUAGAAUUGCAACAGAUAAUUUCUGUGAGGAAAACAAGCUAGGCCAAGGUGGAUUUGGUGCGGUUUACAAGGGGCUACUGUCUAAUGGACAAGAAAUUGCAGUCAAAAGGCUUUCGAAGAAUUCAGGACAAGGUGAUUUGGAAUUUAAAACUGAAGUCGUACUGGUGGCCAAGCUUCAGCACCGGAAUUUAGUUAGGCUUCUUGGUUUUAGCUUGGCAGGAGAAGAAAGGCUUCUAAUCUACGAGUUCGUGCCUAAUGGCAGUCUUGAUCAUCUCUUAUUUGAUCCAAGAAAGCGUGGAAAUUUAGAUUGGAAAAGUCGUUACAGGAUUAUUUCUGGUAUAGCAAGAGGACUUCUUUAUCUUCAUGAGGACUCUCAGCUUCGAAUCAUUCACCGUGACCUCAAAGCUAGCAAUAUUCUGCUAGAUGUCGAUUUGAAUCCUAAAAUUGCAGAUUUUGGUAUGGCAAGAUUGUUCGAAAUGGAUCAAACUCAAGGCAACACAAAUAGAAUUGUGGGCACCUUUGGCUAUAUGGCUCCAGAGUAUGCAAUGCAUGGAUUUUUUUCAGUUAAAUCAGAUGUAUACAGUUUCGGAGUGCUACUUUUGGAGAUUGUAAGUGGUCAAAUGAAUAGCUCUUUUGCCGAUGAAGAGAGCAUGAAGGAUCUACUGAGCUAUGCAUGGAAAAAUUGGAAGGAAGGAACAUCAAUUAAAAUUAUUGAUCCGAGUUUGAAAUCUGGUUUAAGCAAUGAAGUGAUCAGAUGUAUCCAGAUUGGGUUACUAUGUGUGCAAGAAAAUGUUGCUGAUAGGCCUAGCAUGGCUACUGUUGUACUCAUGCUAAAUAGUUACUCUACUACGCUCUCGGUGCCCUCUCAACCCGCAUUUUUUAUGCAGAGCCACAUUGAAUCAGAAUUUUCGUCUUCGUGGGGAUAUAAAUCCGAGCGUUGAAAUCCUCGCAAUCUCGAGCUGUAAUGCAGCCAUUAUUAAGAAAUGAGGUUAAUCACAGAGUAAUUAAUUGUCAUUCUAUGCUGAGGUUGGUCCAAUUCUAUCAUUUGUGUGAUAAAAACACAAGUAUGUAGUAAUAUACUUUUCAGAUUUGAAAUUCAAUUUAGUAAAACUCGUUGGUGUUUGUCCCACGCAAUAAAACUCUGAGUUUGAACAAACUUUAAAGACUUUGACUUGGGAGUCUUUGGCGAUUAGUAUUUGUUUGAUGGUUAA
This is a messenger RNA of Mercurialis annua (annual mercury), 2372 nucleotides long. Its product is annotated as cysteine-rich receptor-like protein kinase 44. Bases 150 to 2102 code for a protein of 650 amino acids. Gene Ontology annotation, biological process: protein phosphorylation. Lineage: Eukaryota; Viridiplantae; Streptophyta; Magnoliopsida; Malpighiales; Euphorbiaceae. The record is from RefSeq and is a predicted model, not a curated record. The transcript has 7 exons. Gene Ontology annotation, molecular function: protein kinase activity; ATP binding.